AUGUUUUCCAAGGUUUUAAAAACAGGAAAGAACAUCAGGCGAAGACGGUCUAACACAGAAAAGAACGUUGUUGGAAAAUGGUCAGAGGAUGAAAUAUCAAUAGCUGAGUUUCUAAUUCAGAAAAGUGGAAAAUAUCCAAAAAUAUGGCAUGAAAAUACUUUUGGCAAUGAAAAACCACCAUCAACAUUUGAAGGUGACAGUGGCAGAACUCCUGAAGAACAUGUUUCUUUGGAAACUCAACAUGAAGAAGAUCAAAACACAGAAGAUUCACCGUCGAAGGAAAGUUUUUCCUCACAAGAAACUCUCACCCAUGACAAUGGUUUUGAUAAUGCUUCUUUUUCACCACCACCUCUGGGGAGCUUUAGAGACUAUAUCUUAGAGCGUGGUGAGGCUCUUGAGAAACAAUUGACAACCAGUGAUGUCAAUGUUAAUCAAAAUAGACUUUUUCUCUGCAAAAAUCAUGUGGAAAAAUCGUUUCUACCAUUGCUGAAAGAUGGUGAAAAUAUUGAGAAUGGAAUAAAAGUUUGCGCUUAUGAUAUUCAUAACAAUCGUUACAAUCUCACAUUCAAGAAGUGGACAAACAAAUACUACGUGUUGAAUGGUGGAUGGAAAGAUUUCUUCCAAGCUCAUAACCUGCAGAAAGAUGAUAUCGUCACAGUGUGGAUAUUUCGUCAUUCAAAGAAUAACAAGUUAUGUUUUGCUCUUGAAUAUCAAAAGAUUGAAAGGUGA
This is a messenger RNA of Sphenostylis stenocarpa, 729 nucleotides long. NCBI's taxonomy places the organism in Eukaryota, Viridiplantae, Streptophyta, Magnoliopsida, Fabales, Fabaceae. The record is from the annotation of a GenBank genome assembly.